CCUUUUUCUCUAAAGUCAUGUGACUGCUCACUCAGCUGACUCUGACACCCGUGAUCCCGUGAAAGAGGCUUCAAAGUACGAUUCAUUCGUAUAGCAUCGUCUUGUCAUCAGCUUCCUCGUUUUAAAGCUCACUUGAAAUAAAUCUUCUGCAAAAUGGCAGGUGCUAUGGAUAGAGCGUCGAAGUUGCCCAAACUUGAAGAUGAAGAAAAGGAAUCAAAUUAUGGAUACGUUUAUGCUGUUUCCGGCCCUGUCGUUACUGCCCAGAAGAUGUCUGGAUCAGCUAUGUACGAGUUGGUGCGAGUUGGUUAUUCUGAGCUUGUAGGAGAAAUUAUUCGUCUUGAAGGAGACAUGGCUACCAUCCAGGUUUAUGAAGAAACCUCUGGUGUCACAGUAGGAGACCCCGUACUAAGGACGGGCAAGCCCUUGUCUGUAGAACUCGGUCCUGGUAUCAUGGAAUCUAUCUUUGACGGCAUCCAACGUCCCCUGAAAGACAUCAACGAACUUACCCAAAGUAUCUACAUUCCCCGUGGUGUUAACACUCCCGCUUUGAGUGUCACUGCAGAAUGGGAUUUCAAGCCCGCAAACAUUAGGAUUGGAAGUCACGUGACUGGAGGCGAUAUCUACGGAACGGUUUUCGAAAAUCGGAUGGUUAAACAUAAAAUGAUGCUCCCUCCUCGUGCUAGGGGUACUGUCACGUGGGUCGCUUCUCCUGGACACUACCGCGUCACUGAUAAAAUUUUGCAGAUUGAAUUUGAUGGCGAAAAAACCGACUAUACCAUGUUGCAGGUAUGGCCUGUGCGUCAGCCGCGUCCAGUUGUUGAAAAGCUUCCGGCCAAUUAUCCUCUUUUGACUGGACAGCGUGUGUUGGAUGCCCUUUUCCCUUGCGUUCAAGGCGGAACAACUGCAAUUCCGGGCGCUUUCGGUUGUGGCAAAACUGUCAUUUCGCAGUCAUUGUCCAAGUACUCUAACUCAGACGUCAUUAUCUACGUCGGUUGUGGUGAGCGUGGUAACGAAAUGUCUGAGGUAUUGCGAGACUUCCCUGAGCUGACCUGUGAGGUUGAUGGCAUUACUGAAUCCAUCAUGAAGCGUACUUCCCUAGUAGCCAACACCUCAAACAUGCCUGUCGCUGCUCGUGAAGCUUCCAUCUAUACUGGUAUCACCUUGUCUGAAUAUUUCCGUGACAUGGGUUACAACGUCUCCAUGAUGGCUGAUUCUACAUCUCGUUGGGCCGAGGCUCUUCGUGAGAUUUCCGGUCGUCUCGCUGAGAUGCCUGCUGACAGUGGUUACCCUGCAUACUUGGGAGCUCGUUUGGCUUCCUUCUACGAGCGUGCUGGUCGUGUCAAAUGCCAAGGUAGUCCUGAACGUGAGGGCUCUGUCUCCAUUGUCGGUGCCGUGUCCCCUCCUGGUGGUGACUUCUCAGAUCCCGUCACCUCCGCAACACUGGGUAUCGUACAGGUGUUUUGGGGUCUUGACAAGAAAUUGGCCCAGCGUAAACACUUUCCUUCCGUCAACUGGCUUAUCUCUUAUAGUAAGUACAUGCGUGCUCUGGAUGACCACUACGAACGUCAUUUCCCCGAGUUUGUACCUCUUCGUACUAAGGUCAAGGAGAUUCUGCAGGAAGAAGAAGAUCUUUCCGAAAUCGUGCAACUUGUCGGCAAAGCUUCUCUUGCAGAAACCGAUAAGAUCACUCUUGAAGUUGCGAAAUUGCUAAAGGAUGAUUUCCUUCAGCAAAACGGAUACUCUGCUUACGAUCGUUUCUGUCCUUUCUACAAAACCGUGGGCAUGCUUCGAAACAUGGUGGGUUUCUACGACAUGGCUAGACAUGCUGUCGAGUCAACUGCCCAAUCAGAUAACAAGAUCACAUGGGGAACUAUUCGCGAGUCCAUGGGCAAUAUCCUAUAUCAACUUUCUUCAAUGAAAUUCAAGGAUCCGGUCAAGGACGGAGAAGCCAAAAUCAAGCAAGACUACGACGAACUGCACGAGCAAAUGCAACAGGCCUUUAGAAAUUUGGAAGACUAAAUUAGCACCCUACAAGUUAGAGUUUUUUUUUCCCCAUCAGCAGAUUAAACAAAUAACAUCCGUAGCUCAUUCUACGUUUCUUAAGAAGUUGUUUCGCAGCCAAGGCAGGUCUCUGUCAUUAGUUGAUUCUUUUUUUAUUUUAUCUACUUGUUUUCCUGUGUGUGCGUGUAUAUGAUUUAUUUGAAUUUUUUUCCUGGGUCCUGGAACACAAUAAUUCCAUUUUGUCAUAUGAAAGAGCCAUCACCCAAAUCCCGAAUAUUGUCGUUGCAAAGCAUAACAAAUCUAGGAGAUUAAUGCAUGGAACAUUCCUGAUGGACAAUUUGCGUCUUUUUUUUUGGAUCAACGUGUUAGAGAAAGUAAUUUCUCUCUAUUCGUAUUUCUAUGGGUGUUCAAUAAACCUGCGAAAUUAGA
This is a messenger RNA of Daphnia pulicaria, 2430 nucleotides long. Its product is annotated as V-type proton ATPase catalytic subunit A. The record is from RefSeq and is a predicted model, not a curated record. NCBI's taxonomy places the organism in Eukaryota, Metazoa, Arthropoda, Branchiopoda, Diplostraca, Daphniidae. Gene Ontology annotation, biological process: proton transmembrane transport; ATP metabolic process. Bases 154 to 2019 code for a protein of 621 amino acids. Gene Ontology annotation, cellular component: lysosomal membrane; proton-transporting V-type ATPase, V1 domain. The transcript is spliced from 12 exons. Gene Ontology annotation, molecular function: ATP hydrolysis activity; ATP binding; proton-transporting ATPase activity, rotational mechanism.